Parasteatoda tepidariorum (common house spider) is the source of this 544-nucleotide messenger RNA. Lineage: Eukaryota; Metazoa; Arthropoda; Arachnida; Araneae; Theridiidae. The record is from RefSeq and is a predicted model, not a curated record.
GCAUUUUUUUCCCGAUUCAUGCAAUUUAACGAAUUAUCCAAAUUUCAAAAUCAAAAUCCCACAUAAUUUUAGUUAUGUCAGAUAAAAGCGUUGAAAAAUCGACAGAUGAGAAGAUUUUCGAAGAAAGAUUAUCCUCUGUGGCUCUUAUCAACACAUUCACAUCGUUGCCACCUGAAUUGGAAGACAGCAUAAUUGAUUUGACGGGGCCCAUUCAGAUGGAAGCUUAUUCUAUUCGUCAGGAAGAACCCAUUGAUUGGUCUUCUUACGCCGAACAAAAUAUAAUUAGUGAGGAUGAUUGCAACUUCAUUCAUUCAUUCCAGUCUGCUAAAACAAAGAAAGAGAGAGAUACUAUCAUCCAUUCGUUUCAGGUUCUAUUCACCUUUUUAAAUAUAGUUCCGUGAUAACUCUUGCUUAAUAUACAUUUAAAAGUCUUCGUAUAAAGAUUCUUCUUUAAUUAUCGUCUUCAGUAUAUGAUCGGGUCCUCAAUGUAUACUGUUCACAAAAAAUAAAGUUAAUACACGUACUAAGUUGGGUUUUUUCUAAC